AUGGCUGGCGGCCUGUUUAGUAUAGAUCGCCAUUAUUUUGAAGAACUUGGAACGUACGAUCAUGGAAUGGAUAUUUGGGGUGGCGAGAAUCUGGAAAUAUCUUUUCGAGUGAGCCACUUUUCGGCUUAUCUAAAAAUGCUUAUUGAUUUAUAG
This is a messenger RNA of Cylicostephanus goldi, 153 nucleotides long. Lineage: Eukaryota; Metazoa; Nematoda; Chromadorea; Rhabditida; Strongylidae. The record is from the annotation of a GenBank genome assembly.